GCAGAGUCACGUGGCACGGCCGGCGCACCUUGAUAACGUAAUGCCCGGCCCCCUCGGCGCCGCUCCCGCCCCGCCCCGCCGCCACCGCCGCGCCGAGUCCUUUUGUCCAAGAUGGCGGCGCCGGGGGCGCUGCCUCCUCGGCCGCCGCCUCCGCCGCCGCCGCUGUGAGAGACCUACGGGCCGCCCGCCCGCCGCGCCAGCGCCAUGAAGCGGCAGAGCGAGCGAGACUCUAGCCCGAGCGGGCGCGGCUCGUCAUCGUCGGCCAAGCGUCCGCGGGAGCGCGAACGGGAGGCGGAGGCGGGCGGGCGGCGGGCGGCGCACAAGGCCUCUGGAGGCGCCAAGCACCCGGUUCCAGCGCGGGCCCGCGACAAACCCCGCGGGGGCGGGCAUCGCGACGGCCGCGGCACCGGGGACGCGAAUCACCGCGCGAGUAGCGGGCGCUCCUCGGGCUCCGGCGCUUGCGGCGGGGGACGCGGCGGCAAGGCCUCGGGGGACCCGGGCGCCUCCGGCUUGUCGCCCCGCGCGUCUCCUCUGCCGCCGCCUCCGCCACCGCCUGGGGCCGAGCCCGCGGGUCCCGGCUCAUCCGCGGCCGCCCCUGAGUACAAGACUUUGCUCAUCAGCAGCCUGAGCCCCGCGCUGCCCGCCGAGCACCUCGAGGACCGGCUCUUCCACCAGUUCAAGCGCUUCGGCGAGAUCAGCCUCCGCCUGUCGCACACGCCUGAGCUGGGCCGUGUGGCCUACGUGAACUUCCGGCACCCACAGGACGCGCGCGAGGCCCGCCAGCACGCCCUGGCCCGGCAGCUGCUGCUCUACGACCGCCCGCUCAAGGUAGAGCCCGUGUACCUGCGCGGCGGCGGCGGCGGCGGGAGCAGUCGACGAAGUAGCAGCAGCAGCGCCGCCGCUUCCACGCCUCCCCCAGGGCCGCCCGCGCCCGCCGACCCGCUCGGCUACCUCCCGCUACACGGAGGCUACCAGUACAAGCAGCGUUCCCUGUCCCCCGUCGCUGCCCCGCCCCUGCGGGAGCCCCGUGCCCGCCACGCCGCCGCAGCCUUCGCCCUGGAUGCCGCCGCUGCCGCCGCGGUGGGACUGUCCCGGGAGCGGGCCCUAGACUACUAUGGGCUGUACGACGACCGUGGGCGCCCCUAUGGCUACCCAGCUGUGUGCGAGGAGGACCUGAUGCCUGAGGACGACCAGCGGGCCACGCGCAACCUCUUCAUUGGGAACCUGGACCACAGCGUAUCUGAGGUGGAGCUGCGAAGGGCCUUCGAGAAAUAUGGCAUCAUCGAGGAGGUGGUCAUCAAGAGGCCUGCCCGUGGCCAGGGCGGUGCCUAUGCCUUCCUCAAGUUCCAGAACCUGGACAUGGCCCAUAGGGCUAAGGUGGCCAUGUCGGGCCGAGUGAUUGGUCGCAACCCCAUUAAGAUAGGCUAUGGCAAGGCCAACCCCACCACUCGUCUCUGGGUGGGUGGCCUGGGACCUAACACGUCACUGGCGGCUCUGGCCCGAGAGUUUGACCGCUUUGGGAGCAUUCGGACCAUUGAUCACGUCAAAGGAGAUAGCUUUGCCUAUAUUCAGUACGAGAGCUUGGACGCAGCCCAGGCCGCCUGUGCUAAAAUGAGGGGUUUUCCCUUGGGUGGACCAGACCGCAGGCUCCGCGUGGAUUUUGCCAAAGCAGAGGAGACUCGGUACCCCCAGCAGUACCAGCCCUCGCCACUCCCUGUGCAUUAUGAGCUGCUCACAGAUGGAUACACCCGGCACCGCAACCUGGACGCCGACCUGGUGCGGGACAGGACGCCCCCACACCUUCUGUACUCAGACCGAGACCGGACUUUUUUGGAAGGGGACUGGACCAGCCCCAGUAAAAGCUCCGACCGCCGAAACAGCCUUGAGGGCUACAGUCGCUCAGUGCGCAGCCGGAGUGGUGAGCGUUGGGGGGGAGAUGGAGACCGUGGUUUGCCCAAGCCCUGGGAAGAGAGGCGGAAACGGAGAAGCCUUUCCAGUGACCGUGGGAGGACAACCCACUCCCCAUAUGAGGAACGGAGUAGGACCAAGGGCAGUGGGCAGCAGUCAGAGCGGGGCUCCGACCGCACCCCUGAGCGCAGCCGCAAGGAGAACCACUCCAGUGAAGGGACCAAGGAGUCCAGCAGCAACUCCCUCAGCAACAGCAGACAUGGGGCUGAGGAACGGGGCCACCACCACCACCACCACGAGGCUGCAGACUCUUCCCACGGGAAGAAGGCAAGAGACAGCGAGCGCAAUCACCGGACCACGGAGGCUGAGCCCAAGUCUCUCGAAGAGCCAAAACAUGAGACCAAAAAGCUGAAGAAUCUUUCAGAGUACGCUCAGACACUACAGCUGGGUUGGAAUGGGCUUCUCGUGUUGAAAAACAGCUGCUUCCCCACGUCUAUGCAUAUCCUAGAAGGGGACCAGGGGGUGAUCAGCAGUCUCCUCAAAGACCACACUUCUGGGAGCAAGCUGACCCAGCUGAAGAUCGCCCAGCGCCUUCGACUGGACCAGCCCAAGCUUGACGAGGUCACACGACGCAUCAAGCAGGGGAGCCCCAACGGCUAUGCGGUCCUCUUAGCCACCCAGGCAACCCCCAGUGGGCUUGGCACUGAGGGGAUGCCGACAGUGGAGCCUGGUCUGCAGAGGCGGCUUCUCAGGAACCUGGUCUCCUACUUGAAACAGAAGCAGGCCGCAGGGGUGAUCAGCUUGCCAGUGGGGGGGUCCAAGGGCAGAGACGGCACAGGCAUGCUCUACGCCUUCCCGCCCUGCGACUUUUCCCAGCAGUACCUCCAGUCAGCACUAAGGACAUUGGGCAAGCUAGAAGAAGAACACAUGGUGAUAGUCAUCGUCAGAGACACUGCCUAGCCCAAGCGUGUCUUUCCCAGCGUCAUGUUUGUGUCACAAAAGCAGUUAUUUUAAAAUCUGAUCCCCUCUCUACCCUACCACUUUGGUUUGAAUUAUCUCCUGGGUUAUUUUGGUUCAUUUGGGUGGGGAUCAAAGUCCUGUCCACCACCAAAACUAAGUUCUUAGAUUUUGGGGGAUUUUUUUUUUUUUAAACGAUGAGAAGGGAAUCCGGUUAUGUUGAUUUCUAGUGUACAAGAUACUGUCUGCUGUGGUUCUGUAUUUUUUUAUUUUUUGACCAACUGUAUGGAAAGUUGUCAGUAAAACCUUUGACAGAGGAUGGAUUUUUAAA
Molecule: messenger RNA, 3196 nt
Organism: Symphalangus syndactylus (siamang)
Lineage: Eukaryota; Metazoa; Chordata; Mammalia; Primates; Hylobatidae
Gene: RBM15B
Product: RNA binding motif protein 15B
Molecular function (GO): RNA binding
Source: RefSeq, a predicted model, not a curated record